Helobdella robusta is the source of this 567-nucleotide messenger RNA. RefSeq lists its product as hypothetical. NCBI's taxonomy places the organism in Eukaryota, Metazoa, Annelida, Clitellata, Rhynchobdellida, Glossiphoniidae. The transcript has a single exon. The record is from RefSeq and is a predicted model, not a curated record. The coding region runs from base 1 to 567 and encodes 188 amino acids.
AUGUUCGACAAGUAUAGUGAAAAUCAACUACUAAAUAAAACAAACAUAAAGACAAGCGAACCUCCACCUCCUAGUAGUAACAACUCAAAUUUGAAUAAAUUGCAUUGGGCAGAUGCAGUUAGAUCUCUACCAAGAACCCAUCAACCUACACCUCCUUGGCAUUCAGCUAGUGGGAGAAAUGCGGACAUAGAUGUCUUUGAGCAAGAGAUGGUGAACAGCGGACAAUUCACUGUUGUGGGUCAGUCAAAAAAUAAAGACAACACAGUCAAACAACAAAUCAAAAGAAUUAUAGGCAAAAAAAUUACUGAAAAUUGUAAACUUAAAGCUGAAAAACUACUAGUAAACAAAACUGUCUACUCAAUGAGUAAUGUUCAGAAAUGUAACAGGACAGAUGUUGAAGAAUUCUUAAGUUCAAAUGGGAUAAAAGUACUUACUUGUUUCCCAGUCUUCAAAAAAUCAGAAUUGGAGUCAGAAAUAAAAGAUCAAACAGAAAAAAACAACAGAGAGUCAACAUCAUUCCGCAUAUGCAUUGACAGUAAUGAAAGACCCAAGCAUCAUACCAAAUGA